Dreissena polymorpha is the source of this 1706-nucleotide messenger RNA. RefSeq lists its product as uncharacterized. Bases 209 to 751 code for a protein of 180 amino acids. The transcript is spliced from 5 exons. NCBI's taxonomy places the organism in Eukaryota, Metazoa, Mollusca, Bivalvia, Myida, Dreissenidae. The record is from RefSeq and is a predicted model, not a curated record.
UAUUGAUACCUUUAUCUCUAAAGGGUGAUUUAUGUUUAAAAUAUUGAACAUUCCUUGUGUUCUAUAGUUACUUCAGAUAAAGAUAACAUGUCUAGGGACAAAACUUAUUGAACACUUACUACAAGGAUAAAAAGAUUGAUUCAAUUGUAACUUAAAAGAAAUCAGUGUGUCUUCCUAAAUACAGUGAGCAGGAAUAAACAAUAUAACCAUGGGUAUCAGCCUGUGUGUACGUUUUAUGGUGACACUAUGCUUGGUACAAGUUCCAGUGCCUGUGCUUGCUGCCGAAUGCUGUUCUAAAUAUUUCGAUGAUGGAUCAGAUCAUGCAGCAUUUUGGUGUCCCGAGUACUGCUGUUACAAAUAUUGGUCUUCUGGCCGCGAGUGCUGUAGCGAUUUCUAUAAACGAGUUUCAAGCUACGAUAGGGAAUCAUCUUGCAAUUUGCCCGCGUGGAUCCCCGCUGUAUCCUCCGUGGUUGGUAUCAUUAUACUUAUAUCCAUCGGUGUAUGUAUCUAUAAGAUGUGCUGCCAGACACGUCAUCCAGGUCACGCCAUUAUGCCGUACGGGAACCAACCCAACGUGACGGUGGUGUCGUCCAACACCGCUGCUAUGGCCCAGAUACCGGGCGGCUACGCCUAUCCACCGUACAAUAUGCCUUAUCAGCCCCAAGCCCCAUGGCCCGGAUCGUACCAGGAAAAUAGUGGGGCCGGACCAGCGUUCCCACCACCAUACGAGGGAACAUCCACAAAGCAAUAGAUUCUUAAACAGAGUACUAUUCUGCUUCAAGGAGCGGUUUUCAAUUUAAUUACUCUCAUGUGUGUUUAAUUGUCAAAUAUAGUGUACUAAAGUGUUUCAGUGACACAGUUAUUUGUGUGUGCUUGUCAAAUACGCCAUUUUCAUUUACUAUAUAUGUGCCUUCGAAAUUGAUUAAUACCGAAUGAAUAAUCGUACUUCCGUCGUCUUGAAUCCUCCAUUUAACGAGGCAGGACGAUGUUGUCGUUUUCAAUUAUUAUAUAGAAAAUAUAAGUAUAAUAAUAAAAAUCAUAAUCUAAUCAGCUUAGUUUAUAAAUUGAACUUUUAUUUGUUUUUUGGUAUAGUUAAAUAUAGUUAACACAUUUAUGCCUAGUGGACUCUCCCAUCCUUCUAAAGUGGAUCAAUUUAUUUCCAAAAUUAGGGAUGUCUAGUAUAUUUAUUUCUAUAUUCAGAAUAUUUCUUACAGAAAUACCUUUAAGCAAGCAGCGCAGACCCUGAUGAGACGCCGCAUCAUGCGGCGUCUCAAUUGGGUCUACGCUGUUUGCCAAGGCAUUUUUUCUAAACGCUAGGCGUUAAUGGGUUAAUAUUUGAGACAGCGAAACUAUCAAAACUAUUUAAGGUAGCGCACCCUUAAAGAUUUCCCACGAUUUCUUCGAAGGUUAAAGAGCCUAAUAUUAGGUGCCGUAGCCUUGUGGUUAAGAUUUUCCCGAGCAGGUUCGAAUCCUGCCGACGACGUAUACUUUUUUGCGACGGGUUUUAUUUAUUUUCUAACGUAAAUUGAUUUAAUAUGGCAUAUAAGCUAUGUUCAUUGUUAAAUAUGUUGCAAUUUUUAUGCACAUUCUUCAAUUUCUAAAAUUAAAAGAACGUUAUGGCUAAAUUGGGUGAUUUACUGCUUAAAAUACGAACCAUGCAUGUUGCAUUUUUAUUUUUAUUUCAAAAAGUAAACGGUAAGUCUGUA